GGGGCGGGCUGAGGCUCGGCCGCGCAGUGCCAGCGCCAGCGCCAGCGCCAGCACCAGACCCGCGCCCCGCGCUCUCCGGCCCGCUGUCUGCGUUCUGGCUCGCGAGCCCGCACUCUCGGCCUGCCCGUGCGCUGCCCGAGUAUGGAGCUGCUGUGCUGCGAGGGCACCCGACACGCGCCCCGGGCCGGGCCGGACCCGCGGCUGCUGGGGGACCAGCGUGUCCUGCAGAGCUUGCUCCGCUUGGAGGAGCGCUACGUGCCCCGCGCCUCCUACUUCCAAUGUGUGCAAAGGGAGAUCAAGCCGCACAUGCGGAAGAUGCUGGCGUACUGGAUGCUGGAGGUGUGUGAGGAGCAGCGCUGUGAGGAGGAAGUCUUCCCCCUGGCCAUGAACUACCUGGAUCGCUACCUGUCCUGCGUCCCCACCCGAAAGGCGCAGUUGCAGCUCCUGGGUGCGGUCUGCAUGCUGCUGGCCUCCAAGCUGCGCGAGACCACGCCCCUGACCAUCGAAAAACUGUGCAUCUACACCGACCACUCUGUCUCUCCCCGCCAGCUGCGGGACUGGGAGGUGCUGGUCCUGGGGAAGCUCAAGUGGGACCUGGCCGCGGUCAUUGCCCAUGAUUUCCUGGCCCUGAUUCUGCACCGGCUCUCUCUGCCCCGUGACCGACAGGCCUUGGUCAAAAAGCAUGCCCAGACUUUUCUGGCCCUCUGUGCUACAGAUUACACCUUUGCCAUGUACCCGCCAUCCAUGAUCGCUACAGGCAGCAUUGGGGCUGCAGUGCAAGGCCUGGGUGCCUGCUCCACAUCUGGGGACGAGCUCACGGAGCUGCUGGCAGGGAUCACGGGCACUGAAGUGGACUGCCUGCGGGCCUGUCAGGAGCAGAUUGAAGCUGCCCUCAGAGAGAGCCUCAGGGAAGCCGCCCAGACCUCCCCCAGCCCCGCGCCCAAAGCCCCCAGGGGCUCCAGCAGCCAGGGGCCCAGCCAGACCAGCACUCCCACAGAUGUCACAGCCAUCCACCUGUAGCACCAGAGAGGCCCCCUCGAGUGGCCUCCAACAGCAGAGGAGGGGACACUGCCACCCCCCUCCCUGCCAGCAGGAAGGAACCACGCCACAUCUGAAGCCCGAGGGGGCUCCUCCUUACUCACCCCUUGUGAGCCGAAGGGGUCAGGUCCUACCUAUCCCUCAGUGUGCACUAAGGGGCCCAUCCAGCUGCAUCUGGUGGCCAGACGACUCCUUCUCCCUGCAUCUAACCAGGUCAGCUCCUUCCCAUUCUAGCUGGGGAUGGGCCAGGCUGAGGCUGACCAGAGAUGAAAUUGAAGUUGGUAAAGUACCCGUACCAGCAAUCGUUUUGGGAGCUCCCUUAUCCCUGGGGCUCUCAACUGCCAAAAUGCCCUGGUGCCUUGUAAAGGUGUUGCACCUUCUACUUAAUACAUUUAGAUUGGGGUCUUUCUGAAGAACCCUCAGAUGUUCUAGACGUGUGUGAGGAGAAUCUGGACAUCUCUUCUCAAGGCACUUGGAGGCCCCUGCAUAAUCCGUGCUCACAGCUGCUCCUAGAGGGAGGGGCCCGGCCUCUGUCUGAGGGGCAGGAACCAACCUCCUUGCUUUGCUUUCUGCUCAGCUUCUCCUGUGUGAUUGAGGGGAAGGGGGGGAGGGGCACUGCCGAAGGAAGAGGUUGUUUUAAUUUAUUAAUUGCUUUGAGUAUAAGAGGGUGUGGUGGGGCCCAUUUACCCCAAAAGUGGUGGUGACCCUGGUGGUUGCUGCAUCCCUCCCCUCUGCUACUGGCUGGAGGACCUGUGUGGCCGAGGAGCUGCUACAGCCUGCGGUGGGGCCGUGCCCUCCUCUCCCUUUGGUCCUCUGCCUGGUCCUCCAGGGUGGGGGAUGAAGCAGGGAUGACCUGGAGGUGACUGAGCUCCCUGUCUGGAGAGGGGGGCAGAAGCCCUGUUGACACAGGUCUUUCCUGAGGCCACAGGUCCAGGCUGGUGGCUCAGGACCAUCAUGCUACCUUAAUAAAGAUUCUGGAAUAAAA
This is a messenger RNA of Camelus dromedarius (Arabian camel), 2023 nucleotides long. It is a transcript of the gene CCND3, whose product is annotated as cyclin D3. Lineage: Eukaryota; Metazoa; Chordata; Mammalia; Artiodactyla; Camelidae. Bases 142 to 1020 code for a protein of 292 amino acids. Gene Ontology annotation, biological process: mitotic cell cycle phase transition; regulation of cyclin-dependent protein serine/threonine kinase activity. The transcript is spliced from 5 exons. Gene Ontology annotation, molecular function: cyclin-dependent protein serine/threonine kinase regulator activity. Gene Ontology annotation, cellular component: cytoplasm; cyclin-dependent protein kinase holoenzyme complex; nucleus. The record is from RefSeq and is a predicted model, not a curated record.